Messenger RNA from Fukomys damarensis (Damara mole-rat), 2860 nucleotides. RefSeq names its product solute carrier family 9 member A8 (gene Slc9a8). Gene Ontology annotation, cellular component: Golgi apparatus; membrane. Gene Ontology annotation, biological process: proton transmembrane transport; sodium ion transport; regulation of pH. Lineage: Eukaryota; Metazoa; Chordata; Mammalia; Rodentia; Bathyergidae. The record is from RefSeq and is a predicted model, not a curated record. The transcript is spliced from 16 exons. The coding region runs from base 82 to 1812 and encodes 576 amino acids. Gene Ontology annotation, molecular function: sodium:proton antiporter activity.
AAGCCGGAAGCGACGUGGGCCGUGCUAGCCUCGUGGCUCCGAACUCGGUGGUCUUGGAGGCGUCGCAGGAUUGGGGAGAAGAUGGCGGAAGAGGAAUUCUCCAAUACAACUCACGAGAGUUUCAAUGUCACCCUCCACACUAUCCUGGGUGUCACGACAAAACUGGUGCUCCCGACCCCUGCCAAGCCCAUCCUUCCUGUGCAGACGGGGGAGCAGGCUCAGCAGGAGGAGCAGUCCAGUGGCAUGACCAUUUUCUUCAGCCUCCUUGUCCUAGCUAUCUGCAUCAUAUUGGUGCAUUUGCUUAUCCGAUACCGACUGCAUUUCUUGCCAGAGAGCGUUGCUGUUGUUUCUCUAGGUAUUCUCAUGGGAGCUGUUAUAAAAAUUAUAGAGUUUAAAAAACUGGCAAAUUGGAAGGAAGAAGAAAUGUUUCGUCCAAAUAUGUUUUUCCUCCUCUUGCUUCCACCUAUUAUCUUUGAGUCUGGAUAUUCUUUGCACAAGGGUAACUUCUUUCAGAAUAUUGGUUCUAUCGCCUUGUUUGCUGUGUUUGGUACUGCAAUCUCCGCUUUUGUAGUAGGUGGCGGAAUUUAUUUUCUGGGCCAGGCUGAUGUAAUCUCUAAACUCAACAUGACAGACAGUUUCGCCUUUGGCUCCCUGAUAUCUGCCGUCGACCCAGUGGCCACUAUCGCUAUUUUCAAUGCACUGCACGUGGACCCUGUGCUUAACAUGCUGGUCUUUGGAGAAAGUAUUCUCAACGAUGCAGUCUCCAUUGUCCUGACCAACACAGCUGAAGGUUUGACAAGAAAAAAUAUGUCAGAUGUCAGUGGGUGGCAGACGUUUUUCCAAGCCCUUGGCUACUUCCUCAAAAUGUUCUUUGGCUCUGCGGCACUCGGCACUCUGACUGGCUUAAUUUCUGCAUUAGUGUUAAAGCACAUUGACUUGAGGAAAACGCCUUCCUUGGAGUUCGGCAUGAUGAUCAUUUUUGCCUAUCUGCCAUAUGGGCUCGCAGAAGGAAUCUCUCUCUCAGGCAUCAUGGCCAUCCUGUUCUCAGGCAUCGUGAUGUCACACUACACACACCACAACCUCUCCCCGGUCACCCAGAUCCUCAUGCAGCAAACCCUCCGGACUGUGGCCUUCUUGUGCGAAACAUGUGUGUUUGCAUUUCUUGGCCUGUCCAUUUUUAGUUUCCCUCACAAGUUUGAAAUUUCCUUUGUCAUCUGGUGCAUAGUGCUCGUGCUGUUUGGCCGAGCGGUCAACAUUUUCCCUCUUUCCUACCUCCUAAAUUUCUUCCGGGAUCAUAAGAUCACGCCGAAGAUGAUGUUCAUCAUGUGGUUCAGUGGCCUGCGGGGUGCCAUCCCCUACGCCCUGAGCCUGCACCUGGACCUGGAGCCCAUGGAGAAGCGACAGCUCAUCGGCACCACCACGAUCGUCAUUGUGCUGUUCACCAUCCUUCUGCUGGGCGGCAGCACCAUGCCCCUCAUCCGCCUCAUGGACAUUGAGGACGCCAAGGUCCGCCGCCGGAGCAAGAAGGAUGUGAACCUCAGCAAGACCGAAAAGAUGGGGAACACCAUCGAGUCCGAGCACUUGUCGGAGCUCACCGAGGAGGAGUACGAAGCCCACUACAUCCGGCGGCAGGACCUCAAGGGCUUCAUGUGGCUGGACGCCAAGUAUCUGAACCCCUUCUUCACGCGGAGGCUCACUCAGGAGGACCUCCACCAUGGGCGCAUCCAGAUGAAAAGCCUGACCAACAAGUGGUACGAGGAGGUGCGCCAGGGCCCGUCGGGCUCCGAGGACGACGAGCAGGAGCUGUUCUGACGGAGGAGCGGGGCCCAGUGUUCCUGCCCCGCUGGUGCUUCCUGGCCCCGUCCCGGCUGCAGCAGCCGGGCAGAGCCACCUGCUGGAGGAGGCUGUGGGGAGCCCGAGGGAGGGGGGUGUGCCACCCCCAGGGAGCAGGUGCCUCCUGUCGCCUUGUGGCUCACACUCCUGCUGUGUGCUGCCCGUUUUUCUUCACCUGUCAGUGGCCCAGCAUAGCCUGUGUCCUCGGCAGGCAGCCGCUUCCCAUGCCCGGGGGCCCAGCUCUGAGCGGGCUGGAAGCUGCGCCCCUGCAGGCUUUGUCUCUCCUGUGUGCUUGGCGCACCCCCUAGAGGGAGAUGCAAGAAGUGCAGGGAUUGUGCGGGCGGUGCAGCUUUCUGGACCGCUCGGUUCAUGCACUUUGCAAGUGAGAGCCUGGCAGCUGCUGCCGCCUACCGGUCUCCCUCAUUGUGCCCGGCUCCCUGCUCCGCUGUUCUCAUGUUCCGGUGGAGCCCCUUCUCCCUGGCUCUGCAGCAUCUGCCUGCCCUUAACCGGCUGCCACCUUUACUGCUCUUUGCGCGUCCUUCCCUUCUCCCAGUUCCGUGCGCCCCGGCUUACCUGCCCUUCCCAGAACUGACUUUGUCUGCACUUGGACUGUGGACAGCUUCUCCACAUGGCUCUUGGUGGGGACCCACGAAGCUCAGGGCUGGUUGCAGGGCUGGGAUUCACACCCCGCCUGGCCCUUCACCUUUCACAGCACCAGAAGUUACCGGCGAGGGCCCAAACAGGAGCGCUCCAGACAGCUGGAAUGCAGUCAUUGUCUCCCUGUACGAAGCACCUUAAUCCCAUAGUUUGAGCCACCCGUUGCCUUGCAUAAAUCUGGCCUUCGCCACUUUCUUUCCAUGGAAAAAGGAAGUCAGGAAGGACGAGGGGACUUUGCCCUUACCUGGGGUUCAGCAGGAAUCUGAAACCGAGCACAUUGUUCUCUGAUCCCAGCUCAGAAUAAGUUAUUUUCUCUUUUGAAUCUGUCACGAGUGUGGCACACACCCGUAAUCCCAGCACUCAGGAGGCU